Dermacentor silvarum is the source of this 1731-nucleotide messenger RNA. Its product is annotated as queuosine salvage protein-like. The record is from RefSeq and is a predicted model, not a curated record. The transcript is spliced from 7 exons. NCBI's taxonomy places the organism in Eukaryota, Metazoa, Arthropoda, Arachnida, Ixodida, Ixodidae. Bases 285 to 1289 code for a protein of 334 amino acids.
UGUGCCCUUCUACACCACGUGCGCUGCUAAAAAAAGCGAUAAACUUUUCUUUAAGUCGCUUAAAGUGAAGUCGAAGGGGUGGCCAAAUCACUUGUGUUUGUUCUAGGUGUUAUAGCUGGGGACAGACAAGUCGUCGUGAGCUGCAGCGUUGCAACGUGCUUCUUGAGACGCUUUAAGCGUGCUUGGACGUUAAGCAAGUGACACUUAGGCAAUUUCUUCUUGUCAUUUAAUUUUGUUAAUGACCAUGCGCGCUCUACAUUUAUACUUCGUAUUGUUUCCCAGGAAUGGUCGUGCUAAGUCCGAGGGACUCGGCAGAUUACAUCGUCAAAAACGCUAAACACGUAACCAUUGAUCAUGGUGGCAUUUGCAAGGUUGCAGAUGUUGUGCUGGACUGCUACAACAGAGGCCUGGUUGGGACACAUGCGUGGAGGGAUCAUCCAUUGCACCCAAAGGUUGCGGAUGCUUCUGCAGCCCAGUGGGUUUUUCUUGUCGAUGCCCUGAACUUCAACUUCUGGUCGGAAGACAGUUCACAACGGUUUGCAGUCAAGUGGAAUGGCACUCUGUAUACUGGCUACUAUUCAUUAUGUGCUGUUGUGGCUCGCGCUUUGGAGGAAGGUGUGCCCCUUCUCAGUGCUGAGUUCUGCCGCAGCAUUUCUUUGCAGCAAGUGCAGCAGAUAUUUCGAUCUGAUACAAAUGUGGAGAUCCCCCUGCUCAAGGAAAGACACAAAGUUUUGCAAGAAUGGGGCCAUGUUUUGUCCAAUGUGUAUGAUGGAUCAUUUGCCAACUGCAUUCUAGAAUGCAAAAAAAGUUCUCAAACACUGCUUGAGAAGGUUGUGAAAAACUUCACGUCAUUUCAAGAUGAAGGAACAUUUGAUGGUGUUAGAGUGUCAUUCUACAAGCGGGCUCAAAUACUUGUUGCUGACCUCUGGAGCUGCUUUGAAGGCCAAGGCCUGGGCCACUUUGAGGAUAUUGCCACGCUGACAGCAUUUGCUGACUACCGUGUGCCCCAAGUGCUCGCUUAUUUUGGAGCCUUACGCUACUCUCCGCACCUGUCCACUUUGCUCAAUAAAGGAUACAUCUUGGAAAGUGGAAGCAAAGAAGAAGUGGAGAUUCGUGGGGCAACAAUUCAUGCAUGUGAGCUUGUCCGAGAGCAGUUGAAGAAAAAAAUGCAGCCGUCUGAGGAAAUCAACUCAAUACUGGUUGACUACUGUCUCUGGGACUACCGCAGGCAACACGCAAAUGAAGUUGAGCAUGUGCCUUUUCACCGUGUUCGGUGCAUCUACUAUUGAACAUGUUGAAGAAUCAUGAUUAUGAUGGCUCUUUCUGGGACUGCCACAGGCACACUAAGCUGAGCACGUGCCUUUUGGCAGUGUGCGGUGGAUUUAAUAGUAAACAUGCCAUAAGGUGAUGGUUAGACAUUUUGUUGACGUGUCAACAAUGUCCUUUUUAUCAUCCUCUGAGUGACUGUGCAUAAAUUGUUCACUGUCGUGCGGACCAUGUCAAACACUAGGGCAUAAAAAAAUUGAGUAGCAUAUGCCAUGUAAUUUGGUUGAAGGGCUGUGGUAGUGGGAUUAAAUGACAACAUUUUAUUUAGUGGCUUUAUAGUAAUAAAUAUUGUGCAGCAGGUAAAGCUGGUGUAUGUGAAUGUUUGCUUGCUGACCACUUUCUGCAAGUUUGAUGUUAACUAUAAGUUUCCUACAGAUUAAAGUUUCCCCAUUUCGUUUUUCUCUA